Molecule: messenger RNA, 6110 nt
Organism: Onychostoma macrolepis
Lineage: Eukaryota; Metazoa; Chordata; Actinopteri; Cypriniformes; Cyprinidae
Gene: gpsm1b
Product: G protein signaling modulator 1b
Exons: 14
Coding region: 111-2084 (657 amino acids)
Molecular function (GO): GTPase regulator activity; protein binding
Source: RefSeq, a predicted model, not a curated record
CACACACACUCACACACUCACAGAGGACUGAAGUGCGUCUGCUCAGAGCCCCAGAGGAAGAGGGAAGCAGUGAGCAGCUGGAGUUUCUCUACGGCUCCUACAGCUCACCAAUGGCUCAGUCGGCGAGCAGCAUGGACUCGGAUCUGGCCAGCAAGCGGCUCCACUCGAGGAUGGAGGCAUCUUGUCUGGAGCUGGCGCUGGAGGGAGAAAGACUGUGUAAAGCAGGAGAUUUUAAAGGUGGUACAGCGUUCUUUGAAGCUGCUGUUCAGGUGGGAACAGAAGAUCUCAAGACCCUCAGUGCCAUUUACAGCCAGCUGGGCAACGCUUACUUCUACCUGAAGGAGUACGGCAAAGCCCUGGAGUACCAUCGGCACGACCUCACGCUCGCUCGGACGAUCGGAGACCGGAUUGGGGAAGGGAAAGCCAGCGGAAAUCUGGGAAACACUCUGAAGGUUUUGGGCCGCUAUGAUGAAGCAGCUGUGUGCUGUCAGAGACACCUGGACAUUUCUCAAGAACAAGGAGAUAAGGUCGGCGAGGCCAGGGCUCUGUAUAACAUGGGGAACGUGUUUCACGCCAAAGGUAAGCAGCAGCUCUGGGGCGUCUCACAGGAUCCCGGAGAGCUUCCUCCUGAUGUCAGAGACACACUGCAGCGAGCCACGGCCUUCUAUGAGAUGAAUCUGUCUCUGGUGAAGGAGUUGGGAGACCGAGCUGCACAAGGAAGAGCCUUCGGUAACCUUGGCAACACUCAUUACCUGCUGGGUAAUUUUGUCGAGGCCAUCAAGUUCCACAGAGAGCGUCUCUCCAUUGCAAAGGAAUUUGGCGACAAGGCCGCUGAGCGCAGAGCAUACAGUAACCUAGGCAACGCUCUCAUUUUCCUGGGCCAGUUCAAUGCAGCCACAGAGUAUUACAGGAAAACUCUGCAGCUCUCUCGGCAGCUGAAGGAUCAGGUGAUGGAAGCUCAGGCGUGUUACAGUCUGGGAAACACAUACACACUGCUACAGGAGUAUGAACGUGCCAUAGAAUAUCACCUCAAACACCUGCUCAUUGCUCAGGAGCUCAACGACAGGGUCGGGGAGGGCCGGGCCUGCUGGAGUCUGGGUAACGCUUACGUGUCGUUGGGAAAGCACCGUCAGGCUCUGCAUCAUGCCCGGAAACACCUGGAAAUCUCCAGAGAGAUCGGAGACAGGAACGGAGAGCUGACGGCCAGGAUGAAUGUGGAGGAGCUGAUGGAGGCUCUAGGGGUGAAGGAUGCGGAUCUCUCUCCGUCUGAAUCUGAGUUUAAAGUGCAGGGAGCCAGACCCAAGUUCACCAAGAAAGCCAGCAUGGAGAGUGUGGACCUGUGGAAAUACAGCUCUGAAAAGAAUGGAGAUGCUCCGGAUGUUGAUGGUAUUUCGAGGAGGUCGAGGAACCAGCUGUCUCAGUCUAGCAGAAGCAAAAGUUACGCAGAAAGUCAGUCAUCAGAUGAGAGACACUGGCUCGACUCACCUGUGGACACGGAUGACAUCACUGUCCAUGUCACACCUGCAAAACUGGCUCGUGACGCGUCAGAUGAGGAUUGCUUCUUUGACCUGUUGAGUAAGUUUCAGAGCAGCCGUAUGGAUGAUCAGCGCUGUCAGCUGGACGAGCCGCCCAAUGGAGAGAACGCCGGAGGAGCAGAUAAAAAUAAACUCAAUGACAUGAUCGAUGCCAACCUGUUGACGUCUCCUCAAACGGAAGAGCUCUUCGAUUUGAUCGCCAGCUCUCAGAGCCGCCGUCUGGACGAUCAGAGGGUGAGCGUCAGUAACCUGCCCGGACUCAGAAUCACCCACAAUAACCUGGGCCACCUGUGUGGAGAGAAUGACCCGCAGGAGCCCAGCGACGACUUCUUCAACAUGCUCAUCAAAUGUCAGUCGUCCAGGAUAGAUGACCAGCGCUGCUCUCCUCCUGAAGGGGGUCCGCGGGCCCCAACCGUCCCAGACGAGGAUUUCUUCAGCCUAAUCCAGAGAGUUCAGGCCAAGCGAAUGGACGAGCAGCGUGUGCAUCUCCCAUCUGACGAACAGGAGCUGGAUGAAGAUGAGAGUGAGCCAGGAGCUGCAGACUCCUGAAAAAAAAAAAAAACGGGGCCAAAUAACACACGCAACGAGGACCGAAUGAGAUAGAACGUUUGAUGGGGAGUGUUUUAGAUUGACUCUUUCAUGAGAUGAAAAAAUGUGCACAAAGAGACACAUGUGAGACAUGAAAACACAAGUGCCAUCUCAGUAUACGGUGCAGAUUUAUGCCUCCUGUGCUUUACAGCCAAUGAUCCAUGACAUUUGAUAGAGUUUAUACUGACUGGAGGAACAGAUACUUGAGACGCAACUCUCUGGGCGAAUUCACAUUUGCAAACACUGCCUACAAUGUUUCAGCACCUAAUUAACAAAAUUAAUUCAUUUAACAAAUCAGGUGCAAACACUGCAAAAAAUAAAAAGUAGUUUGGUCUUCUGUUUUUUAGCAAAAUAUCUAAACAGCAGGAGAGCUGAUGUACUUUACAGAGACUGCACAGCAUCCAAAUGCCUGAAGCGGCUCUUUAAAAGAAAAAAAAAAAAAAAAUGUCUGGAUCUGAAAGUACAGUCAGUUAUUAUAACCUCCUUCUCCAAUUGAUUUUUUUUAUGCAUUUAGCAGACACUUUAUAACCAGAGUGACUUACAACACAACGAAGGAACAAAAGCAAGAGACAUUAUCUAUAAAUUAAAAUAAUAGUUCACCCAGAAAGGAAUAUUUGCUGUUAAUUUACUCACUCUCAGGCUAUCCAAGAUGUAAAUACUUUUAGCUGAAACCGUGGUGAUUCAUAAAAUGCAAUUCAGCGACUGCCCAUCUUUGAGAAUAAAAAAAAGCAUAUCAGGCAACACAAAAUGAAUACCCGUGGCUCUUGACAAUAUUUUGAGGUCUUAUGAAGCAAAACGAUCCGGUCUGUGCAAGAAACUGAACAUUAAAUAUAACAUUAUCACCUGUAAUCCACAGCCUCAGACAAAUGAUCCGGUGUGAUGUCUGGUUCGUGGACGAAUCAUUCUUCUGAACCUGAUCUUUUCAGUGAACUAUCUGAACCAGUUCUCCAAAUCGAACUAAAACAGUUUGUGACUCGAGCAGCACAGAUCUACUCACUUUCAGACAUCUGACAGUCAUAGCGGCGUAUCUGAUCCUAUGAUGAAUUAAGUGAUUCAGCGCUCCAGUUCUUCCAACACUCACUGAACUGAGGAAACAGUUCGACUUGCACCGAUGAGCCGCUGAUAUGCGGAUGCGUGAAAUGAGCACUUGAAUGAAGGGGCCCAAAUUAAAGUUUUUAUGGUUUCUAAUGGUUUAUAUGAGCCGAUGAAGUCUAGUUUAUUCAUUUUUUAAUGCUUUAGACACGUAAAACAUCCAUUGUCUGAAAGAACCAGUUCGCAGAAAAGAAUGUUCAAAAAUUUUAAUCUGAAUCACAAUGAUCUGGAUUUGGAAAUCCCAUGUUUUGCUAUCCAGGAUCAGGUAACCCGUCUUACUUUUGUGCCGGUUUUUCAAAGCAAAAUUGGAUUGGAUCACCCUGAUCCAGAUACAAACUUUUUCAGAUUUCCAAAUAUGGACAACUAGUGUCCCACAGAGCCCCUAACAGGACAUGGUGAUGGAAAAAAAAAAGAGAUGGGGGAAUGCAAUAUUUUGCAUUCUAGAUUUGCAUUACAUUCACACAAAUAACUACUUCUGACUGGACCAUCUCUGAUGAUUUUGCCAAUGUAGUGUGUUUGAUAAUGACAGCUUAAUUAAUGUGUUUGAUAAUGACAGCUUUUUGGGGAUUUGGGGAUAUAUUACAUGUUACAAACGUAGUAUUUUUUGGACCAGUUUUAAAGUUUUAUUACAUUUUUGUUCUUGAAAUCCACCCUUCUGCUGGGAUCAAAAUGAUCCCAGUCUUACUAAAAAGUUUUGAACAACACAAACUGAGGAUUUAAUCUAGAUCAAAACCAAGAUUGGAUUUUGUGAUCUAAUCCGAAUUCAGAAUCCUUUUUUUCUUUUGAACAACCCAUUUUCAUUGAUUUGAGCCAAUCUGAUGGCCACAAUCUGAUCAGAUUACUUUUGAACAACUGGCCCCAAUUUUUCUGCUUGCCUGAAGCUUUGGAUUACAUGUAAUAAUGUCGUAAAUAAUGUUCAGUUUUGAUUGUUUCACUUGAAUAAGACCUCAAUAUAAUCAUCGGGAGCCACAGGUAUUAAUUUUGUGUUGUCUGAUAUGCUGUUUUUGACUCUCAAAGUGACGGUAGCCAUUGACUUGCAUUUUAUGAAUAAUUGUGGUUUCAGCUAAAAAUCGUCUUUACUGUUCUGGUCAAGAAAUAACGUCACCUACAUCUUGGAUGGCCUAAAAAUACAUUUUGGUGUUUGGGUGAACUAUGUCUGCUUUGUCCAGGCAGUAAUAAAGCAGUGUUAGCUAAUUGUAUUGAGCAAAUGCUGCUGACCUUUGAAUCUGAUGGAUUCUAUAAUAAGCCUCAUAUCAGCACCAGGUUAAGUUGGACGGAGGGUAGAUAAUGCGAUGUGGUGCUGGUGUUUAGUGAAUUCGCCCUGUUGUUUCCUAUGCCAGACUUUCAGAUCAAGCUUCUCAUUGUCACGUGUUUCUCGUCUAUUGCCUUAAUUAGACCUGCAGACUCUGAUUGUAUUCUUUGAUAUCGUGUUUUCUGAGCUUAUCAGCAGUAUUUGGUCCGUGUCCAUUGACAGUAUUCCCAGUGUCGCGCAGCUGCCGCUGUAUCUUUCACCUUCUUAAUCGCAAGUGCAUUUUGUUUCAGCUUUAAUCAUUUAGCUGCUGAUAGCACUGUAAAAAAUUCAAGACAUUAGGGCUGCUCUACAUUCCUCUGUUUCUUUUGAAUUGAAGAUGCUGUUGUAACUCCACAGAUGUAUUUAUUGAAAGUGUUGAGAAAUCUGUAAAAACAAGCAAACAAAAAUAGAGACUGUGAAAAGACUUUUUAAGUGUUGUUAAUUGUGCGAAAGUAUGUGAAUGUGCAUAAAAGCUAAUUUAAGUUUGCACUUUCAUGCUUCACAGCGCUUUGACUGAAUUGACCAAAACAGCUUUUAGUUUCUGAAUCAAAGAAGUGAUUAGUGAGUUUUCCAUAAUUGGCUCCGGAUCACUGAAUUGUGCAGUUCAGACAUCGACUGAGUUGCUUUAGUUGGUCAAUAUUUUAGUCAUUUGUGGCUGACUGAAGAGCAGAGUAAUGGCUCAUUGAUGGCAUUUUCAUGUAGAAGCAUUAAAAAGUAAUUUUGAAAUGUAAAUCCUCAGUAUUUUGGAAGUAGAGCAAUUUUAGUAAGUUUUGAGCAUUUUUUAAAAAAAAAAUUUUAUUUGAGCAAUUAUUAUAUUGGAGGGAAUGAAUAUAUUUCAAGUCAAUCCACUGCCAUCUUGUGGUAAAAGAAAAUAAGCAAAUGCCUCAAAAAUGUUUGAUUUUUUUUUGUUAACUGGAGAAAGUGUUAUGGAUUAUGUAUCAUUCCUAAAUAUUUAUGAAGUUACUUUUAUUUUAAGAAGCUAAACAACUAUUCAUAUUGAUGAAUAUGUUUCUGACUGAUGCAUGAUGCUUGUAACUAACUCUCAUUUCUAAUAUUAUUUUAUCUUACUACAGUGACCAAACCAUCAGCUCACUGACUGAAAUGAAUAAAAUAUGGGAAGUAUGUACUAGAUUCAUAAAGAUGUGAUGAUGAGGUUAAGUAUGGAGCUGUAUUAGUAAAUUAUAUAUAUAUAUAUAUAUAUAUAUAUAUAUAUAUAUAUAUAUAUAUACACACAGUAUAUAUGUAUUAUUUGUCAUGGUUUAACUGAAAUUACUGAAACUAACUGAGACUACAUUUUGUAGUCCAUUUGAGUUAACUAUUUUCUCCCUGUAUUAUGAUUUGCCUUCCACGUGCUGUAAUAAUAUGGUGUGAAUGAGUCUGAAAGCCUUUGAAAAGCCACUGCCCCCAAUGUACAUAAUUGUUUUAUAUUUAUUUUCUGUUCAUGAACAUGGAAAUUAAUCCCUUGCUUUUAAUAAAAUGUCGAUGAACUUGAUAUUAACCUUUCAUCUUCAUAAGCAGAGAAACAGGCAUGAGGCACUUUUGGCUCUGUCGACUGAAACUCUCUUAAAACACAUUUUAAACACAUUAAAGCACACAUCACUCUC